AUGUCAACGAAAGCAUUAGCCGUAGAACCUCCGACCUGUCCCAUUUCAGCAGCUGGUGGUAGAUCAGAACAUCUACUCAUUAAUCAAGCUGCAGCUCGUCUUGCUUUCAAAGUAAAAUCUACGAAUAAUUCAAAUUAUCGAGUAAAUCCUAAUAUGGGCUUUAUUGAAGUUGGUGGACAAAUAAAAAUGGAGAUAACACGAAUUGCUGGGAAACCAAAAGCUGAUCGUUUGGUGAUAUUAUUCGAUAUGGUGGAUGCUGCUGAGACAGACUACACUAAACCAUUCAAACCAGGUGCUCUCCAUACUGAUUUGUACGGUGAAUUUACAGUAAAAUUGUCAGCAGCUGAAUGA
Messenger RNA from Thelazia callipaeda (thelaziosis nematode), 351 nucleotides. The record is from the annotation of a GenBank genome assembly. Lineage: Eukaryota; Metazoa; Nematoda; Chromadorea; Rhabditida; Thelaziidae.